Molecule: messenger RNA, 2625 nt
Organism: Coffea arabica (coffee)
Lineage: Eukaryota; Viridiplantae; Streptophyta; Magnoliopsida; Gentianales; Rubiaceae
Product: transcription termination factor MTERF4, chloroplastic-like
Biological process (GO): developmental process; regulation of DNA-templated transcription
Molecular function (GO): double-stranded DNA binding
Source: RefSeq, a predicted model, not a curated record
AUGCUGAAUUACUUCCUGGUAGAGCAUAAUAAGCCUAAACAAGCAACUAACGUAGUAGAGUACUAUGAGGAAUUUGAAGAGUGGAGAAACGAGAUGUUGGCUUUGAAACCAGAACUCAGUGAGGAAUACUUUAUUGAUGGUUUUAACUUUGGGCUUGAUUGGAAUAUCCAGAUGAAGCUAAAGAGAUUUAGGAGUCCACCCAAGAUCUUGUAUGAAGCAUAUCUCCGAGCAAAAAUCGAGGAAGCCGUGAUGGAGAAGCAUGAUUCUGCUCUUGAUUCACCAAAAGGAGAGCAGCUUAUGAAAGAAAAUGAGGGUGUAGAGGCUGAACACAAUGAUAUAAUCACUAACUUGAAGGAUGAAAGUGUAGUCAGCCACAUGUUUGAUGGGUUGUGCCAAAGGACUCCAAUGGAUUUUUUAGAGGAGAACCAACAUAAAACAUCAGCAAGGGAAUAUCAAGAAGAAAAAGCUAAAAACCAAGUGUGUGAUAGAUUGGCUCACAACGAUUGUGUUAUCUCUCAAGGGCUUAGCUAUGAAUUGCUUACAGGGGAGCUAGGUUGGCAACAAGGCUCUAUAGACAAGGAAAUAUUUAACUCUGCUUCACCGCUCCACUGUCCCAGAAAUUGGUCUUCGGUCAGCCGUGAGGUAAAGCAAAAGUUCAUUGAGAUUUUAUUUAAAAGACCAAUCAUGAUGAUCAUAGGCUACAGGGCCAUUGCCCGGCCUACUUUCUCCCUUGUCAUUUGUGACGUGCCUGCCAUUUCCUUCUGUAAGCCUCAACUGUAUUCUUCUUCCAUGAAUGGAUGUAGAUUCAUGCGGUUUAGUUGUUCAGUUUCUAGUAGAACCGUUUCAUCUACUUCUCUAGACUUAUCUUUGUCCAAGGACAAUUCUGGUAAUGAAGGGCUUCAAAGGCAAAAGGCUUCUUCCUCUUUGUAUGCUCAUCCUAGUUUGUCACAGAUUAGGAGUGAGAAGGCAGCCAAUCGAGCCCCUGUUUAUGAUUUCUUGAGGGGAAUUGGUGUUUUCCCUGAUGAGCUUGAUGGAUUGGAGCUCCCUGUCACUGUAGAUGUAAUGUGCGAACGUGUGGACUUUCUUCACAGAUUAGGCCUCACUGUUGAGGAUAUAAACAAUUACCCACUGGUUCUUGGCUACAGUGUCAAGAAAAACAUGGUUCCCGUCCUUGAUUACCUCGGCAAGUUGGGUGUUAAAAAAUCUACGUUUACAGAAUUCUUGCGUAGAUACCCACAAGUCCUCCAUUCUAGUGUUGUUGUCGAUCUUGCACCGGUAGUUAAGUAUCUUCAAGGAAUGGAUAUCAAGCCAAAUGAUAUUCCUCGGGUUCUGGAGAAGUAUCCUGAAGUAUUGGGGUUUAAGCUGGAAGGCACCAUGAGUACUUUAGUGGCUUACUUGGUUGGAAUAGGGGUCGCAAGGAGAGAAAUUGGUGGGCUACUAACUAGAUACCCCCAAAUAUUAGGAGUGAGAGUUGGCCGUACAGUCAAACCAUUUGUGGAUUAUCUAGAAAGCUUGGGAAUACCACAAUUAGCCAUAGCUAGACUAAUAGAGAAAAGACCUUUUAUUCUUGGAUUUGGACUUGAAGACAGGAUCAAGCCAAAUGUUGAGUCCCUUUUAGAGUUCAAUGUUAGGAAAUCGUUGCUUGCAUCUGUCAUUGCACAGUAUCCUGAAAUUAUAGGAGUAGAUGUUCAAACAAGACUUUGCACUCGAAGGGACUUUCUUAAUUCAAUCAUCCAAUUGGAUCCUGUUGGUUUUGGGAGAGUUGUAGAGAAGAUGCCACAGAUUGUCAGCCUCAAUAAUACUGCCAUAUUGAAGCAUUUGGAUUUCCUCAAGGAAUGCGGAUUUUCCUUGGAACAAGUGAGAAAGAUGGUGAUGGCCUGUCCCCAACUGCUUGCUCUAAAUCUUGAUGUCAUGAAAGUAAGCUUUGAUUACUUCCAGGGAAAAAUGGCAAGACCGUUGGAUGACUUGGUUUCUUUCCCAGCCUUUUUCACUUAUGGUCUUGAGUCAACUAUUAAACCAAGACAUGCAAUGAUUGGAAAGAAGGGUUUGAAAUGUUCUCUUGCUUGGUUCCUUAAUUGUUCUGAUGAGAAAUUUGAGGAGCGGAUGACAUAUGACACUAUUGACAUGGAAGAGAUGGAAGUUGAGUCAUCAUUUGACAUGAACUCUUUACUUGGUACUAGAACAGUGGUACCAAUUUCUGCAAUUUCUGCAAAUAGGUACUUUGGUCUGCAAUUUCUGGCUGGCUUGGCCUGUAAUGGCUACAUAGGAAUUCUCCUAUCUGUUUCAAAUCCAGGAGUAACAGCAGGACUUCAAACCUUGCUUGGGUGUGUUGAUGCUAACAUGCAAGACCUUUUAAAGGCAGUAGAGAAAUUCCUUGGUUUGCAUUAUCCGGAUCAAGUUGCUCUUAAAAGAUUAUAUAUGGUUGGUGGUGCUACUUCUAGAAUUUCAGCUCUUGUUGCUCAGCUAAAACAGAAGAAUCAGCAAGCUUUGCCAUUUUCUUAUACUACUUGCUUGCUGCGAAUUGCCAAAUAUCAAUCCGAAGACUUUGUUUGGAAGCUUGGAACUUUGUUCGACAUCCUUGAGGACAAGGAUUGUUUAAGGGGGAGGCUCUGUCAUGGAGUAUGA